GAGCUUUUUGUUCAGUAUUUGGCGACAUACUCCUACAAACACGGCAGAGGCAAAGAGAAGAACGCUCUGACUUACAGUGACCUGUCUCAUACUGCAGAAGAGUGUGAGACCUUUCAAUUCCUUGCAGAUAUCUUGCCAAAGAAGAUCCUAGCUAGCAAAUACCUAAAAAUGCUUGAAAAAGAGAAGCGAGAUGGAGAAGUGGGAGAAGAUGAAGAGGAUGAAGAGGAUGAAAAUGAAACUGUUGAUGAAGAUGUUGGAUCUCAAGACCAACGGAGAAUUGCUUCAUAGUUGAUCCAUUUUCUGUUGUAUAAAGGAUGAUAUUUUUGUGACUGAGAAUCCAGAUGCUGGAUAUAUUUAUAUACUGAGCCAUCUGCUUUUGCUUUGUUUAAGAAGUUUAGAAAUUGAACUUUAUAC
Molecule: messenger RNA, 414 nt
Organism: Balearica regulorum gibbericeps (East African grey crowned-crane)
Lineage: Eukaryota; Metazoa; Chordata; Aves; Gruiformes; Gruidae
Source: RefSeq, a predicted model, not a curated record